UUCCAAACUUUCUACAUUGGCUGGAAAAAUGACAACGAUCUUUCUGGAAUCUGGGAUGAUAAUAAUAAUAAUCAUCACACGCUUAGGCUUUUCUCCAAUGCCUUUAUUGCAUUAUUUUGUGUUUAUUUUUCUAGUGAUUCCAGUCAACUUAAGAGCUAAAGACAAAAGGCUAACAACUGUCAGGCAAGGAUCAGAUUUAUUGCUAGUUUAUUAACAAUUUCUUUUUAUGAUUAAAAGGCACGAAGUAUUAUUCAUAUAGAAAAGACAAAAAAGCUAGUCAUAUGUGAUAGAUAAGCCUUUGACAAUAAAAGAUUUGAAGUUAACAGAGGGAAAGAAGAAACAAUCGCUGGAUAAAAACUAGACUUCUGAAACCAAUCAAACACAGCAUUCUUCAUCUCACGUUACUGUCUGUCAACAUCCAGAUAUCAAUUUUUGGUCAUUAUUCGACUUUCUUAUAUGAUUAGUGUCGAAAAAAUUUCUUUUUAUGGACGUUUUCUUGCUAUUCAAAAAGGAAUAUUUUUACCUCUUUUGGUUUCGUUCAUUUAGGUACUUAAUUCGCCUGAACCAACACACACGAACCGAUGACAUUAAAGGCAAACUGUCCCAUAUUGACAAAUAUAACCAGUCUGACCUCGUUAUCGCUUCAGUAAAGAACAAUGACGUCAGAAUGAUUCAUAGUCCAACUUCAACUGUUUUUGAUGCAAUGUGUGAAGCUGGGGAACUACAAGCAUUUGUCAUCUGCCGCGGCCCACCCAAACAAACAAGACACAAUGGCAAGGAGGAAGUCGAUUCGUAUCCAUUCACAAGCACGCCUGCACCGACAGAUUGUGUUGAUGCGGAGGAGGAAGAAAGGGGUCCCACAAAGGAGAACGUGAAUGCAAAGAAAAGUGAAAUUGUCACCAUCCCUGUUGUUUUUAAAGAUGAUAGCUUUGAGCGUUGUGACAAAAAUCAAGUUCCACCUGUGUUUGUCCAAAUUCGAAAAACAAUGCAAGGAAACUGUGCUGCAAAAAUUCUCAAGUUUGUUCUGGGAGCAACCGAUACAGAAUGCAAAAAAAUGUUCGUCACUGUUCUUAAAAUAAAGGACAACACGUGUGUUGUUUGCAAUGACCAAAACUGCUCAGGUUGUCAUGUGACACCAAACAGAGCAAUUUCAUUGGAUCAAUCCUGCAAGAUUGUCGUCUUCAUACCACCUGUUAUGAAGCUACAGAAACCGGAGUCACGUGAACACGACAGUUUUGCCAAAGGGAUUCCUUCGAACGUCUACACAAUAGCUGAAGGGGUUGCUGCUUUCCGUAAUGGGGAAAACACAAUCACUUGUAACCGUUGUAGUAUUGAAAGGAGCAUGGACAGCACAAAAACUGUUAUCUCGUAUCCUGAUUUCCUGGUUCUAACUAAUGAUAGCAAUGCUAGUGCAAAUAAAGAACUUGUGAUUCCAAACAUGGAUUUCUCGCCUGCCCUCACCAAAUCAAAUAAACACAGAAAAUGGUACGAUCUUUCUGGGUUGAUAACCUCUACUGAAGGAUCCAAUAACAAAAAAGAUGUCAUUUACCAUACUACUGCAAAACACGCACAAGAAAAGAACAAAACCAAGCAAAGGAUAGAAAUUCUGAUUUAUGUUAACAACCAAUAUGACGAGAGAAAGAAGAUAAAGAAAGCAGUUACUACUAUGACUAAGAAAAGGAAAGUGAUGCAACCAAUGAAUAAUGGCAGAGUUGAUGAGGUCUAUCCAAAAAUGAAAGAGAAUUCUUUGGAGAACUCUGAGGAAGACGAUGAUUGCAAUAAAGACAAGGAAAAAGAUGAUGAGACCGUUUCAGCAUGCAACUGCUCGCAAUGCCACUGUUGGCAGCAGUGCUCAGAACAGAUUCGGAGAAACUCAUUUACUGGAUUUGAUAAGCUAAAGAAGGAAGAAGAAACACACGUGCCAAAAGAGAAUCCUUCACCUGUACCAAGCUUGACAGUUCAGCUCCAAAGAGCCUUGUUCAAACAGGACUUAAGACGCAUUGUCAGCGUUCUCAAGAAAGGAGCCAACCCCAAUAACCUGGUCGAUGGAUCCGCAGCCAUUCAUUUUGCAGCCGGGUUGGCCAAUCCGGCCGGGUACCUCUUCACGAAACUUUUGAUUGACUAUGGCGCCGAUGUGACAUUAAAGUCGGCUGCUGGACAGACCCCUAUUCAAUUUGCCGCUAUAUUUGGCAGAUCGGAGACUAUCAGGUUGCUAAGCUACCAUGGAGCAGAUUUGGCUGAAAUCGACAAAGUGGGCGACGUUCGAAGUGCAAAGAGCAUCGCCUCGUUCCUGAGAGGAGGCUCAGAAACACUCUCGACACCUCAGGAUUCUCCUGCUUCUAAAAGGUAUUUCGAAGAGCAUUGCAACGAUGAUGAUCCGUACCUGAGAACCAUGGUACAACUGAAAAAGUCGCUUGCGUUAGAUCACGAAGUUUUAGAUGGUCCUAAGUGCCAUGUUGAAAAUAUGGAGGGUUUACGGGAAGUCACGGUAAGAGCAGUUGCAGAAAAGCUCUUUCCAAAACACAAAGAAACCAUUGUAGAACCAGAAAAUACAGAGGAGAAGACAUUAGAGACACAAUCAUUAGUCCCGUUGGAGAUCACAGGGGACAUAGCAAUGUCUGAUUUAUGCGAAGGGGAGCGUGUAAAAAGCUCGAUCGGGGUGAACGGAGAAGACACGAUAAUGGAACAGGAAGUUGAUGAAGUGGAUGGGAACAAAACCACAGAAUCAGAUCAGGAGCCUCUUUCCAGUGCGGGAAUUCUAUCCAAUGAGAGUCUCAGUCAAAUGCAAGCAAUUGGAAACGUUGCAUUUGACUCAUCUGCAAUAGAUGAAGACGUCAAUUCAAUUCAUUAUACACCGAAGUCGUUCAUGCGACCAUCAGAAAGCCGCUGGACAAAGUAUCUGUGUUGCAACUCAAAAGCGAGUUCCAGGAAAUUCGAAAAAGAUUCGAGACGCUCUCGUGGAUGGCUUAGGGUUAUGCUAGAGAGGAUUUCGCAAUGGUUUAGAAUUUCAUCUAGUUAGUAGCAGAACGCCGGGAAUGUUUACUUCUUUAUUUGGUCCCGACUUAUAUUUUAAUCUAGUUAUUGGUUUUCAAAGUUAAAUUGCAUUUCAAUGCACUGUAUUAGAUUUACACUCUCAGGCUAAUGCAUUCAAGCAAAAUCGCUGAAAGAUGAACUUGGGAGAUGGGAUAUUUCUAAACCUGGUGACUGCAUCAAAUGGAGCGUUCAAUAUAAUGCAUUAUUUGAGCAUGUAGUAAGAGAAAUAUUCUAUAGUUUAGGGAUUAACAUUUCAUGUUGGAAUUAAUAAAUAUCGAUACGUUUUAUUCGUAAUAAUAAUUAAUCAAGCUUCUUAUUAAAGCUUUUAAGUAGAAAAUUAAUACUGUAUUGAAUAAUUCAUAUUGUUUUAGAUAUUGUUAUUGUAAAUACCGAAAGUUCGAAGAUGUGAUUCUGUAAAAUUGAAAGCAUUUACUGUCAUCCAAAUAUACUGCGAAUAAAUCAAUGUAGUUUAAUUGACUUACCAAAUACCGCAUGUCGUUUGGCUUUCCCAUCAAAAAUGCAUUGUCUUUGGUCGUUUA
Rhopilema esculentum is the source of this 3572-nucleotide messenger RNA. The record is from RefSeq and is a predicted model, not a curated record. NCBI's taxonomy places the organism in Eukaryota, Metazoa, Cnidaria, Scyphozoa, Rhizostomeae, Rhizostomatidae.